Messenger RNA from Chaetomium strumarium, 652 nucleotides. RefSeq lists its product as uncharacterized. The record is from RefSeq and is a predicted model, not a curated record. NCBI's taxonomy places the organism in Eukaryota, Fungi, Ascomycota, Sordariomycetes, Sordariales, Chaetomiaceae. The transcript has 2 exons. Bases 191 to 427 code for a protein of 78 amino acids.
AUUGAAACCUCGACACGUCAGAACCUCCGACACCAUCACCUGCGCGGUGCCUGAACAAAGGGGAACCAUUUCUCCCACAUCUCAGAUAUCUCCAUCUCUACCACCGCACCAGCAGACUUCAACCUCAAUCAUCUCCCAGCGCCUACUCACAGUAGCCAACGAAGUUCAAUCAGCUGCGCCCGACUUCAACAUGGACUCCACACAAACAAGCAUCCAGCAGCCCUCACCUGUGCAGCUGCACAACCUCAGCCAGAACAAGAACCUGCAAACGUCCCAGCCCAGGGUACCCCAGCCGAUGAACCCGCAGAAGCCUCAUCCCGAGACUGACACUUCGCUGGGCCUGCGCGGUGGCCGCAGCAGUGUGUGCCCAGGGCGUUUCUGCUUCUGCGUGCCGUGCCCGUUGCCUUGCGACUGCUGUAUCAUCUGAGCGGAUUUCGGGAAGGCGGUCUAAUGAAUAGAGGUGACUUUGUGCUUGAUGAGGGUUUAUAGGGAGCGAUCAGAGUCUAGAGGUCGGUUGGGCUUGUUUUCCGACUCAAGACGAGUGGCCCAGGGACCAGGGUUUGCUUCCGGGUUUCCUGGUUUCUAGAUAGGAUAUUAGGUUCACAAGUUCAGUUAGUCUUACGAUAAUAAUGGGAUGAUGACCUAUACUACG